AUGACGGCAAAUAGUGGAGUAGUGAAGCACGAAGUUGACGAAGAACAUUCGGAACUGCCUCCUGAUCAUCCUAGAAAACUAAUUCCUGAGCUAUGUCGAUUAUUCUAUCAACUUGGAUGGGUCACAGGUACGGGCGGCGGUAUUUCGUUGAAAUAUAAUGAUUUGAUCUAUCUUGCGCCAAGCGGCGUACAAAAGGAACGCAUUGCAGCCGAACAUCUAUUUGUGCAAACGCUUGAAGGUGAUACCGUGACCGAACCAUCGAAAGAGCUUCGUUUAACUCGUAGUCAAUGCACACCGUUGUUCUAUGCUGCAUUCGAAUUACGUCAUGCUGGUGCUUGUAUUCACACACAUUCUCGAGCUGCUGUCAUGGUGACAUUGCUGUGUGCCGAUCAACAUGAGUUUCGUAUUACACAUCAGGAGAUGAUUAAAGGAAUCAGAAAAGGUUCAACAGAAAAAGAAUAUUAUCGUUAUGAUGAUACGCUGGUAGUUCCGAUUAUUGAAAAUACUUGCGAAGAAAGAGAUUUGACUAGCUCAUUACGUCGUGCCAUGGAAUUGUAUCCUGAUACAUGUGCUGUUUUAGUUCGAAGACAUGGUGUUUAUGUGUGGGGUGAUACAUGGCAAAAAGCAAAGACGAUGUGUGAAUGUUAUGAUUAUCUGUUCGAAAUUGCCGUAAGCAUGCGCUCACACGGUCUCGAUCCAGCGAAACAACCGGAAACAUACAAGAGUCCUUUUGUUUGA
Molecule: messenger RNA, 738 nt
Organism: Adineta ricciae
Lineage: Eukaryota; Metazoa; Rotifera; Eurotatoria; Adinetida; Adinetidae
Source: the annotation of a GenBank genome assembly